AUGUCGUCACAGGGUAAGCACAUCGCGAUUGUCGGCGCAGGCCCCAGCGGUCUCGUUGCCAUCAAGGAGUGUCUCGCGGCGGGAUUCUCGGUGCAGUGCUUCGAGCGCGCACACGCCAUCGGCGGACAGUGGCUUCACGACCCGAACCCCGGUCCCGACGCUCACUCUUCGAUUUACAACGGCGUCGUUCUCAACUCGUGUCGCGAUUCGACUGGCUUUAGUGAUUUUCCAAUCGACCCGGCGCGGUAUCCAAUUUACUAUUCUCAUGAGAAGCAUCUGCAGUAUAUGAACGAGUACGCGGCGCAUUUUGACUUGGAGAAGCACGUUCGGUUCCACACGAGGGUGGUUGGAUGUGCGCCGACUAAGGAGGGCGGGUGGGAAGUUCGAUUCCGCGAUGCCAGGGCUGAGGACGGCAAGGAAGAAGUUCUGACUUUCGAUGCUCUUAUCUGUGGGAGUGGGCUUAGCAGCAACCCUAGGAUUCCCGACUUCAAGGGCAGGGACACAUUCAAGGGAGAGGUGUUGCAUAGCCACUACUACCGGUCGCCAACUCGAUUUGAAGGGAAGAAGGUCGUGAUUAUUGGGCUCGGAUCGACGGCUGUUGAUGUUGCGUGCGAGAUUGGACCCCUUGCCAAGGAGCUCAAUGUGGUGAACAAGCGUGGCGCAUGGGUGCUGCCCCGAUUCCUCCUAGGAAAGCCAGUUGAGGCAUGGAACAGUCGAUCAAGCGCAACAUGGCUACCAUUCAGCGUUCAGGCAUUCGCCUACAACAAGAUCAUCACCCAUGCGCUGGGCAAACAACCCGAGAUCCUCCAACCGGACCAUCACAUCAUGGAGCAGAACCCAACAGUACGAAGCGACUUCACCGAAAAGCUGAAUACCGGAGUCUUCAACCUGCAUCGGUCCGAUGUAACGUCCUUCACAGAGACUGGCCUGCUGCUUGACGAUGGCACCGCCCUUGACGCUGAUGUUAUUAUCCUGUGUACUGGCUACAGCAUAGCUCAUCAUCCAUACCUUGCACCAGGCGUCCUCGAGAGCAAAGAGGAGCCAGCUCCGGAAAUUGACCUCUACAAGCGCAUCGUGCCACCACGAUCAAGAAACCUGUUCGUUAUGGGGCAAGUUGAGGUAGCUGGACCCGCCCAACCAAUUAUCGAGGCACAGGCCCGGUACAUUGCUGCUGUUCUGGGCGGGAAAGUACAGUUGCCAGACGAGGAGGGCAUGAUGAAGGAUGUUCGCGCUUUCCGCACUUUCCAGAGGAAGCAUUUCGUCAGGUCUGAGAGGCAUACAAUGACGGUCGAUUACAACCCUUACAUUGAUGGCCUCCUGCAGCCGCUUGGCGCCGUUCCAUCGGGUUGGAAAUUGUUUGGGAAAAUUUUCACGAGCGGCAAACCAGUUAGGGCAUUCAAGGUCUACUCGGCGGUGUUUUUCGAGAUCCAAACGGGAGCACAAUGGCGGCUGUCAGGCGUGGGAAGUUCCACUGAGCUUGCGGAAGAGACGCUGCUAAGGAUUGCGGCCGGAACGAAUGGGUUGAGCGAAGGUGAGAAGGCACAUAUCUGA
Colletotrichum chrysophilum is the source of this 1551-nucleotide messenger RNA. RefSeq lists its product as uncharacterized. Bases 1 to 1551 code for a protein of 516 amino acids. The record is from RefSeq and is a predicted model, not a curated record. Gene Ontology annotation, molecular function: NADP binding; N,N-dimethylaniline monooxygenase activity; flavin adenine dinucleotide binding. Lineage: Eukaryota; Fungi; Ascomycota; Sordariomycetes; Glomerellales; Glomerellaceae. The transcript is spliced from 3 exons.